Molecule: messenger RNA, 566 nt
Organism: Neltuma alba
Lineage: Eukaryota; Viridiplantae; Streptophyta; Magnoliopsida; Fabales; Fabaceae
Exons: 1
Coding region: 142-438 (98 amino acids)
Source: RefSeq, a predicted model, not a curated record
CACUGAUCAAAACAAACAAGCAGGGGCUGCUAUGUAUACAUGUAUAUAUAUACAGAAAGUGGCUUCGAUCUACGUUACAAGAAGAUCCAACAUUUUAGUUGAAGAAAUUAAACCAGAGGUAGGCAGAAGAAGAAAGUGAAUAUGGAACAAGGGUCGAGGACAGAAGCAUUUAGGAAGGAAGGAGAGAAGAAACUUGGGGAAGGACCUCAAAUAUCGAAAAUGGAAGCAGUAACCGUGGAAGCGUAUGGAGGAGGACUGUACGGCAGAGAUGACAGAGAAGAAGGUCAUCAAGAACAGUUGAAGAAGAAGGCACCAGCAAGUGAUACACAGAGUGCAGAUGGCCCUGUGGAACGCACUCGUCUUCCCCUCAACCAUCAUUCUCCGCCUUCCACUGGUGAUCGAGAUUUAGACAUAACUGGCCAAUCUUACAUCCAAUAGUAGUAGAUCUCUCUCAUUUUACCACCCUUUUUAGUUUUGACCUUUUUGUUAUGGCUCUCCUCAGAGUUAUUGUAUAUUGUAUAUGUUAUUUGUUUGUCCUAGUUUAGUUACCGCUCAGAGUUACGUUA